AUGGAGAAGCGCAGGCGCCACUGGUUCCACAGCAGCGGGUCGUCGAGCCUGGUGGGGCGGAGGGAAGGGUCGUCGAGACUGGAGAGGCGACGGGGGAGAAGAGGAGGACGGGGGAGAAGAGGAGGACGGGGGAGAAGAGAAGAGGAGGACGGGGGAGAAGAGGAGGACGGGGGAGAAGAGGAGGACGGGGGAGAAGAGGAGGACGGGGGAGAAGAGGAGGACGGGGGAGAAGAGGAGGACGGGGGAGAAGAGGAGGACGGGGGAGAAGAGGAGGACGGGGGAGAAGAGGAGGACGGGGGAGAAGAGGAGGACGGGGGAGAAGAGGAGGACGGGGGAGAAGAGGAGGACGGGGGGAGAAGAAGAAGAGGGAAGAUGCGCAGAGAAUGGGAGACGAGGGGAGACGGGGAAGAGAGAUAG
Messenger RNA from Closterium sp. Yama58-4, 417 nucleotides. NCBI's taxonomy places the organism in Eukaryota, Viridiplantae, Streptophyta, Zygnematophyceae, Desmidiales, Closteriaceae. The record is from the annotation of a GenBank genome assembly.